AUGGAUUUAUUGAAAGAGUAUGAAGAAGAUAAUGAAGAAUUGGGAACGGGAUAUGAAAAAAAGUCAAGUGAAGAAAAAUUCAAUAAUAAUGAUACAACAAAGGAUACCAAAGAAAUUCCAAAUAAUAUGGAUAAAAAAAGUAAUGGGUUAAAAGAAGAAAAUAAUAAAUUAACAAAUAUAUAUUCCACAAAUUUAAUAAAUUGUGCCCCCGAUGUAAAUAUAUUUGAUUUAGAAAUAAAAAAUUAUAAAGAAAAAUUCCAAAAUAUAGAAAAAAAAAUUAUGUUUGAUGAUCCAGGUUUUCAUAAAAUACUGAGUAAGCCACAGCAAGGACCAAGCAUAAAUGAACAUUAUAACUUUUUAAAAAAUGCAAAUAAAAAUCAUUUUAAUGGGAGUAUAGAAACAACUUAUUUGAAUAAAAAUGUAUUUGAUUUUCAGUAUAAUCAAUUUAAUGUAAUGGGAAUAACUGAAAAUCCUUCAUUAAGAAAUUUUUAUAAAAGUAAUUAUGAAAAUUUUAUAAUAUCAAAAAAUUUUGAUAAUGAUAUAGAAAAGAAAGAUGGGUUAACUUUAAAAAGACAUAACAAAAAGAGGGUAAAAGAUAAUAAAUAUGCGUCAGAAAAAUAUAAAAGUCCGUGGGAAUGUAAGGAGGAAGACACAAAAGGAGAUAUGUUAAAAGACAAUAAAAAACAAAAAAAUACAGAAAAUAAUGAAGAAAUUAAAAAGGAUAAAGAUAAAUCAAAUAUAACAAAAAAAAAUAUAUUUAUAAAAUUAGAAUCCUGCAUAUUAGAAGAGGCAAUAAAAAAAAAUGUAGUAAAAGAAAAAAAUACUAUAUAUGAUGACAAAAUAAUUUCAACCUUGCAUAUAAAUGAAGAGAAGGAUAGUUAUUUUAAUACGUCAUGGUUUGAAUUACCAUCAGAGCAUAAAGAAAGAGACUUUAUAAUUGAAGAAAAUUUUCCACCAAAAAAAGAAAUUCACGAAUACAAGGGACAUAAAAUGGGAGUACAAAAAAUUAGAUUUUUCCCCCAAAAUGGAAAUUUUAUUUUGUCUGCUUCCUUAGAUCAUACAUUAAAAUUAUGGGGUGUAUAUAAAUCAAAAAAUUGUAUAAGAACAUAUAAAGGCCAUUUUAAAGGAGUUAAAGAUGUUCUAUUUGACAAAGAUGGUACAAAUUUUUUAAGUUGCAGCUAUGAUAAUAAUGUAAUUUACUGGGAUACAGAAUAUGGAAAAAUAAAAGGAGUUUAUAGUCAAAAAAAGACACCAUAUUGUUUAUGUUUAAAUCAUGAUGAUCCAAAUACGUUUUUAGUUGGUGGCGCUAAUAAUAAAAUAUGCCAUUUUGAUUUUAGAACUGGAAACAUUGAAUUAGAAUAUAAUGAACAUUUACAAGCAAUAAAUACAAUUACAUUAUGUGAAAAUAAUAAAAAAUUGAUCAGUACUUCUGAUGAUAAAAAAAUUUUUAUUUGGGAAUAUGGCUUACCAGUAGUGGUUAAAUAUAUAUCGGAUGCUUCCAUGUAUUCAAUAACAUCGGUUUCUGUACAUCCAAGUAAUAAUUUUUUUUUAUGUCAAUCUAUGAAUAAUACGAUAACUGUCUACGAGGCAACAGGAAAAUUUCGAUUAUUUUCGAGAAAGACUUUUAAGGGUCAUCAUAAUAUUGGUUACUCUAUCAAUGUUUCAUGUAGUAAUGAUGGAAAAUAUGUUAUUAGUGGAGAUAGUAAUGGAAGUUUAUUUAUUUGGAAUUGGAAAAAAAUGUCAAAUUUUAAAAAUAUCAAAGCACACAAAAAUGUGUGUAUUGAUUGUGCUUGGCAUCCUUUUAAAACAUCCAUGUUGGCUACAGCUAGCUGGGAUUCAACAAUUAAAUUAUGGGAAUAA
Plasmodium relictum is the source of this 1860-nucleotide messenger RNA. RefSeq names its product pre-mRNA splicing factor, putative. Gene Ontology annotation, molecular function: mRNA binding; protein binding. Lineage: Eukaryota; Apicomplexa; Aconoidasida; Haemosporida; Plasmodiidae. Gene Ontology annotation, biological process: mRNA splicing, via spliceosome. Gene Ontology annotation, cellular component: catalytic step 2 spliceosome. The record is from RefSeq and is a predicted model, not a curated record. Bases 1 to 1860 code for a protein of 619 amino acids. The transcript has a single exon.